AUGCAGCAUCCCGUUGUUAUUGUCGGCCUGUAUGCUGCCCACGUCCUUCAGAAGGAGCACAACAUUCCCGUGGAGCUCGUGGAGGCUGCCGACUACGUCGGAGGCCGUGUAAAGCAGGACUGGAAGUUCAGCGGCAACGGCAGGCCCAUCGAAAUCGGCGGCGAGCUGGUGCACGGAGAGAACAACAUGCUGGGCAAGAUGGUGCGUGAGCUCGGCCUUGACACCGCCGACGUCUUCAGCGUCUUCCAGGUGAACACCUCGCGCCCCGAGUACGAGUACUUCUACCUGGGUCGGGAACGCAAGCUGUUCGGCCUGCACAGUGAUGACGCUGACCUCCAGCACCUCUACAAGCUCAUCGGAGAGCUCGAGGAGAAUCCCCCCAAGGGCGACGUCUCGUUCAUGCAGUGGUUGGUCGAUCACGGACUGCCCUACCGCAUGCUCGGCGUUGCCGACGCCCUCUAUGCCAAGACGUGGGGCACCACUGUGGACAAGCUCAGCGCCGUGCAGUUUGCCGUUGAGCAGGCCGCCGCCAAUGAGGAAGAGGGAGAGGGCAAUCUGCAGGUGAAGCAGUCGUACGCUCCCGUGAUCCAGCGCUUGCAGAAGGACCUGAAGAUCCACCUCAAUUGGCCCGUGAAGAAGAUCGAUUACACCAACCCCGACGCCAUCAAGGUGACCAACGCCCGCGGAGAGACUGUGCUGGCGAGCCAAGUGAUCAUCACCGUCUCGCUCAAGGUGCUCCAGGAAGGCGACAUUCAGUUCGUCCCCUCGCUCCCCCAGGACAAGCUGCGUGGCAUCGCCGGAUUGCGCAUGGAUGCCGGAAUGAAGAUCUUUGCCAAGUUCAAUAAGAUCUUCUGGCAGGAGAAGCACCACCUCGUGAUCUGCGCUGACACUUUCGUUCCUCAGUUCUGGACGUACGGCAAGGACGUUCCCAUCGUGACCGGCUUUGUCACGGGUGACCAGGCCGCAGCGGCCUCCGCCCUUCCGCCCAGGCAAGCUGCCGACUCGUUCAUUAAACAGCUCGAUGCCGUGUACGGAACAGAGAGCAACCCGCGCCCGGCCACUGACGCCUUUGUGGAUUUCAUGAUCCAGGACUGGACCAAGCAGCCCUACGUGCGAGGUUCGUACUCGGCUCCCUCUGUGGGAGGCAACGGAUGCCGGGAGGCUUUGGCCAAGCCCAUCGGCCGCAGUAUCUUCUUUGGCGGCGAGGCCACCAGCCUCAGCGCCGCGGCCACGAUCCACGGCGCGAUGGCAACUGGCCAACGCGCUGCAGAGGACCUCCUGAAGGCCCGACAGCAGAAGGUCGCCAAGUUGUAA
Messenger RNA from Acanthamoeba castellanii str. Neff, 1314 nucleotides. RefSeq names its product amine oxidase, flavincontaining superfamily protein. Lineage: Eukaryota; Discosea; Longamoebia; Acanthamoebidae. The transcript is spliced from 14 exons. Gene Ontology annotation, molecular function: oxidoreductase activity. Bases 1 to 1314 code for a protein of 437 amino acids. The record is from RefSeq and is a predicted model, not a curated record.